Messenger RNA from Folsomia candida, 2885 nucleotides. RefSeq lists its product as uncharacterized. The transcript is spliced from 5 exons. Gene Ontology annotation, biological process: arachidonate secretion; phospholipid metabolic process. Lineage: Eukaryota; Metazoa; Arthropoda; Collembola; Entomobryomorpha; Isotomidae. Gene Ontology annotation, molecular function: A2-type glycerophospholipase activity. Bases 871 to 2100 code for a protein of 409 amino acids. The record is from RefSeq and is a predicted model, not a curated record.
UCUCUGGAAGCUGAAACAAGACACUUUUUCACCACAAUUCCACUCUAGUUGGUUCAGUUGCAUUAUUAUUACACAUUGCAUUCUCAUCUCACAUCAUCAUCCUCCUCAUGACAUCUCAACACACAAAAGUUUAGGUCGGUUUAGGUUCAUGCAAUGGGUAUAAGCACGAUACGGACGUGGAGGAGAAGCAGGAGCGAGUCUGUCAUAUUUGAUGCCGGUCUGGUAUCCCAUCGCUUGGUUUGGCAGUACAGGCACGCAGUCUUUCUCUCUCCUCAGAUCAGAUCGGUCGGUCUUUGGUCGGAGUGGAAAAAAUCCUCGCCAUAAAUAGAAGGUGCCGGUCUGUCUCUGUCGUGGAAAUCAGCACUCUUUCUUCUUCUUCCUUUCGUACAUUUUUAAGCAAAUAUUAGACCCACACGUCAACCCACACCGAUUUACUCGCCUAAACCAAAGUCAUAUCUAUAGCCUCGCUACAUAUUUCUUCAUUCAUCCUCUCGUCAUAUUCCUCUUCCGCCUAACAUACCAUUCAUUGUUGUAUGUAACUUGUGUGGUGUGUGUGCAUGUGUGCCGGUCUGUCUGCAGUACGAACCAACUCAUAGCCAAGUAGAGCACAUUGCUACCUUCAAACUUUCAAAAUAUUUAGUAAUAAUUGUUUCAUCCCUCGUGGGAGGAAGUUGAUUUAAUAGUUGCGACACCACAGAUCAAAUCAAUUGUUAUCAUCACCUUGAGCUGAGACCCACGACGACGAGUGACGAGAGAAUCAGUGUCACAAAGUGCAGACUUACUCUAUAAGUCUAUAAGUCUCUUCAUAAGUGAAUUUUAAGACUUUUCUUUGGGAAUUUGUGUCGUUUUUUUUCUCUCUCUCCGAAGAAUAUGUUUCGAGCCCUUUUUAUGGAAAAACUUUGUCUGCUCGUGAUCUUUUGUUGUUUGUCCUGCGUCGUUACGGAAUCUGAUGGGGAUUCAUACACCACCACGGAUCUCAAGAACUACGUGGCCACUGCCGUCCUGCCCGAUGGAGAACAUGAGGUGCGGAUGAGAUUGGGAAAUGUCCUCGUCCGUGAGACUUUCGUCACGAAUCCCACCCAAGAAGGAGACGAUGAAGUGAGGAGGGGUCUAAUGCUUCGUCAAGUGGCGUCCGGUCCUCAUUUUUUGCAACUCAUCUACAAGCUAAAUUAUGGCACGAUGACGGGUUCCAAACACCGGAAGCUUGUCGAAUGCGAGGUCAUCAACGAUUGGAAGGCUGGGAACGAGUUUCGAUCACAAUUUCGAAGAGAGCUUGUCGCCCAGGGAUUGCAAAAUCUCGGAGUCCCAGCAAACCGACAUGUUGGCGACGACGAGGAUAGCGACGACCUAAUAAUGGCACAACUGCUGGAUGAAAGUAGUAGUAAUUCGUUACCAGAUGUUGAACCCAUCGACCUGAAUCAAGGAUUGGACGAAUUCAAAAACGUGACCGUCCGCCUCCUCCGAGACACCGAAGUGUCGGACAAUUUGAGGAAGACGUUUAAUGUCCAUGCUCAACAGAGGCAAUGCAAACGGCUUCACCAGAGAAUGAAGCAAGCCGUGAAGAGUGUCAAGGAUGCAAAGUUAUCAUCAUCAGACGAUGAAGAUGCGAGUAACAGUGGCGUUGACGGGUCGUCGUCAUCGUCCAAAAGGGCAAAUUAUACCACUCCAAGUGUCGUCCUGCGACGCACCAAGCGUGACAUGAGCACCCUUCAACUGCCCGGAACACAAUGGUGCGGACGGGGCUACACGGCCAAGGACAUGACGCAACUGGGUGGUCUGACAGGGACGGAUAACUGUUGUCGCUACCACGACUUGGGGUGUCCCUUCUACAUUGAGGCGUUUCAAGAGAAGUACGGUCUCUUCAACUGGAGAAUGUACACCAUCAACCAUUGCACGUGUGACGAGAGGUUUCGCUCCUGUCUCAAACAGACGAAUACUGGAUCAUCCAACUUCGUGGGGAAGAUUUUCUUCAACGUCGUCCAAACCAAGUGUUUUCUCCUCAAACCUGAAAGAACCUGUAGUAAAAUGAGCUGGUUUGGGAAGUGUUUAAAAUACGAGUACAAAAAGCAAGCGCAUCUCCGCGACCCGAUUCCAUACUGAUGAAAUUAAGUGACGAAUUAUGUGACGAAGAUCUUACAUACGUGACGAUUAUUUGUUAACCAAUUAAAAAAUCAAGCUCGUAAAUACCACCAUGCAAUUGUUUGUUAUACGUUUUGUCGUUUCAAUUGACGAAAUAAGUUUAUCAUUGCUUCAGUAAAAAUAGUUAUUUUUAUAUCUCAACUUUGUUGUUGUACUCUCUCCACGCAUUUAUGUGUUCUCUCAGCAGUGUUUCGGGUGGAAGUGAUCACUUGCAAAAAAAGUGUAGUUUUUUGCAACUAUUUUGCUCUGCAAGAAAUGCAAGAAACUACGUCACGUCGCUAAAUUUCAUACGACGUGUGGCUGGAUGCCGUAUAUUUCUUGCACUUUCUUGCAGUUUUUUACAAAUUUCUUGCGUGGCUUGCCUUGCAGUGCAAGAAAUGUGGCAAACCCGCAAUAAGCGAAACACUUUCUCUCAGUUGAUGAAGUAUGUACGGAUUAAUCGUAGCAUAAUAUUUAAUUUAGUUUCUUCUGUUAUAGAGGAAGAGGAGUUAGCAUUAUGUUUACAAAUUUGACAUGUUAUUACUCUUGUAUUUAUAAUCUUUAACUUAUUUAUUGCUGUUGAAAUCAGAAGAAAUUACUGGCCAAGAAUAUGCAGCUACAUACAUAAGUAGUCAUACAUGAAACGUUAUGGUAGUGUCGACAUGUAAUUUUAACGCAUUGUAAAUACAUUGUUUUUAAAUGGAUACGUGUGUAAUAAAUUUUAAUAAAAUGACUAAGAAAAUAAAUAGAAAGUGCGGUGUAGUCCC